Clupea harengus (Atlantic herring) is the source of this 10634-nucleotide messenger RNA. It is a transcript of the gene cplane1, whose product is annotated as ciliogenesis and planar polarity effector 1. The record is from RefSeq and is a predicted model, not a curated record. NCBI's taxonomy places the organism in Eukaryota, Metazoa, Chordata, Actinopteri, Clupeiformes, Clupeidae. The transcript is spliced from 53 exons. The coding region runs from base 790 to 10533 and encodes 3247 amino acids. Gene Ontology annotation, biological process: cilium assembly. Gene Ontology annotation, cellular component: ciliary transition zone.
UAAGUAACUGUCCUGGUUGAGUUACCAGGCAACGCUGUAGCUUCCCCGCGAGUGAGGUGCACCAUAGAGUCAGGGCGCUCUCCGAGUCCGGAAGUGGAGGGAGAUUCGAAAUAUUCAGUGUUAUGCUCCUAAACUAGACAGUCUGACGUUUUACAACAAAUGUUCGUGCUUAAUGAUAUGGUGUGGAUACAUAGACAGCACUUAAUGUGUUGUUGUACUUGGUAGGUAGCGUAAAUACUGCUGUUUGAUUUUUGUAAUUUUUUUUUACAACAUCGCAAUCCUGACUGUUUUUCCUGCAGAUGGGCAUUAUGGAGAGAUAUUUACGUUAGCAAGCGAUUCGACUACUUCCAAACAUACCCAAUCUGUUAUAUGCAUAGGAAAGUAACGUCGAAGGACUAAAAUACUCAUCGUAUUUGGUACUCUCAAUACUCAUAUGUACAUAUCUGCACUUCCCAAUGCCCACGUUGUAAAGGCAAACAAUCUUAUGUCGGGCAGAUAGCUAUCCAAGCUAACAGAUUGGCUAGCUAGAUUGCAUUUAUGAUUAUCAUCUGCAUUACUAAACUCCCAUAGCUAACUAGCUAACGGUCAUCAUCUUGAUUAGUUAUCCAGCCAUGUAUUCAGAUGUAACUGAACGGUAACUGAAUUAAAAUCUCAACUUCACCGUGUAGGUCUCAUGGACUUAACAUUAGCUAGCAUUCGUAAACAGCUUGGAGGCUGUUGUCCGAAUGGACAGUGUAAUAGUUAGAGAUAAAGGGCAGAGUGAAGAGUGGCCCUAUAGUGGAACUGGAUAUGGAGCUGAAGCUGGAAGUAGUGCUUUCAUCAAGCAUCAAAGGGAAGAAGCCAUGGCCGCGCUUCUGCUGGUUAGGAAUGGAGAAAGAGACCGUUUUCCUGCUAGAUGACAACCGUAUCAACGAGGUCAACAUGGUGACAGGGCGCACUAAGAAAAAGAAUCCAAAGCUGCAAUCUGUGCUCCCCAAUGUGGUGAUAAUGACCAGCUCUCCAAACGGUAUGUGGUUGGCUGGGGUACUUACUUCUGGAGAUCUGUUUCUUUGGAGUAAAGACACUGACUUAUUCAAGAUGAGCUCUCCAGUGCCAGAUGUGAUUCAUCAGCUGACUACAGCUAAAGAGAAUGGAGUACCCCUCACUCUGCAGGUCUCAGGGGACGGCCAGCGCGUGCUUCUGGUGGCACUCUCGGGACAGGUGCUUCUGUGGGAGUGCACGUCCCCCCAGGAGCUCAGCAUGGUUCGCGGGGCCACGGUCAGUGGACGCUGGAGUCAGGUCCACGCCCCUUCCAACAUGGCCUUUCCUUCUAGCACUGACAAGGAGGCCAUCUGCCACAGUGUCUUCAUCAGGAGUCAGGUUGUUGGAGAUGUUUGCCUGAUUGCAUUUGUGUUCUGCGUUGGAGAGCAGCUCAGUGUCACCUUCCUAAAGCUGCAGUGGGAUGAGGGAGUGGAGAGGAAGCUCAGUCCUGUGGGAUAUGGUGUGCUCUGGGUGGCCAAGACGUACCCCCUGGGCCAGCUGGCCACCCCCUGCUGCCCAGUGAAGUCCAGAGGAGCGCUGGUGUCAUCGUUCUCUCCUGAUGGCCUGCUGCUGGCCAUCGUCAUCAACCAGAAAGACCCCAGGGUGACUCAGGUGCUGUUUGUGAGCACUCAGAACUUUGUGUCCGUGUCGGCAGGAUUGGGAGGUUGUGGCAGUAAGAACCUUACCAUCCCUGCCAAGUAUAUCAGGUCAUAUUGGGUAGCCAGUGCGUGCUGGUCUCCAGGCGGUCUGUUCCUGGCGUGUGUGCUGAAGCGCGGCUCCCUGCUAAUGCUGAUGCGCCUAGGCAGACUGCUCACCCUCUCCACAACAGGAUGUGACAUCGACUUUGGUCCAGCCCACUUCCUGCCCCUCCACCCUCUUGUCACCUACAGGCCCCCUGCUCACUAUGGGGCAGAUGGCAACAUCUCCAGCUCUAGUGCGUCUCUUCAGGACGUGUUCAGGCAGCGCUACUCCGUCACCUGGCACCCACGCCUGCCCCUCCUCAUCCUGUCUGACGGCUACAUGGCCACCCUGCUGCGGGCGCCCAGCCUGCCCUCCCCCACCGCCCUCAUCAGCGGCCUGCUGCUGGACACGGCGCAGGGGCUAGAGCGGGCACGCAUACUCCUGCUGCAGUCACAAGCCCAUUUAGAGUCCCUGUUCAGCCUGAAGUUCACUGCCAGCUUGCAGGCCCUGAAGGACAGAGAUACUCCAGUUCCCAGCUUGCCUCUCUGUCUCCAGGACGAUGGAACCACAGACGACCUACAGGAGGCCUAUGAGAAAGCCCAGGCUGAGGCUGAAGAUGAUUGUGCCAACGACGGUCAGUCCUCUGGCGUGCGCAGGGAGGAAGGAGGCAGCCUGGAGUUCGCCUCCAUGUUUGACACUCUCCACGCCCAGCCAGACCUCCUCGCAGGCCCCUCCUCACGCCCCGGUCAGGGCUCCGUGCCGCUGCGUUCAGAGCUGGACGAGGCCCAGCGAAGCCUCCUCACCGCCUGGGCCCUGCUGGUCUCUCUGGGUGGCCGCGUCGAGCAGAGGUCCAGGCUUUUGAAGUACGGCGUGCGAUGCGCCGGCCGACUGGCCCUGCUGCUUCGGCUGGGUGAAGGCCUGGCCAAUAAGAAGCAGCAGAGACGCUCCUGGGUCUCCUGCAUGCUGCACCUCUUCCGGACGCUGCUGUCGUUCCAGCCCUGGGACGGCCCCCACGCGAGCGGAGGGAGCGGGGUGUCCGCGCUCGUGGAGCUCAGCCAGAGUUUCACCCAACUGCUCCUCUCCCCCUCCCCGGAUCUCCCCCUCUGCUCCCACAGCUUCACGGCAGCCUUGGGCCUCCUGCGAUUGGCCACCCGCUACAUGGAUGAAGCCUACAGCCCACCCCCCAGAACCCUCCCCCAACACACGCUCCCGUCGGACGAGUACCGCACCCCGCUGCUGCAGGAGCGGGUCGGAGCAACUGAUCCCGAGUCAGCCGAGGCCUGCCCUCAGAGACCCUCCUCACGACUGGCUUGUGUGUGGCAGGGCCUAUACAAGCAAGCUCUUCAGUACCAGACUGUGCUGCGCUCUCAAACAGACCUCCAGGGCGGCAUUAGAGAGCAAAAUAAGUUGUUGGCCACCCUGUGCCUGAUCCAGGGGGAGCUGCAACGAGCCGGGGUCAGUCUGGCAGAGGAUUCGGGUCUGCACUGUCCUGACGGUGAGGAGCUCUUCCUCCAGGGGUCCUAUACACAGAGCACGGAGACUUUGAGGGGGGAACUGUGGGCUGAGCAAGAGAGAGUGGGCUCUCGGAGCUCUUACCUGCAGACCCGUUACGGCCUGGCCCUCCUGUACAGCCUCCUCUACCAGUACCGUCUGCGUGAGGCCCAGGCCCUGGGCGACCACAUGGCCCAGAGACUGCUGCAGGAGCCUGGCCAGAAGAAAGAGGCAGCAGAAGAGUGUGGGUGUGGAGGCUGGUUCCCAGUGCGUGUGCACCGUGAGGCAGCUUGUGCAAUAGUACAGAGCCUGGGCAGAUUCAUGGCGGCGUAUUUCGCCAACCAGCCGCUGGCCGUGAGACCACCCCACUGUGUGGAUCUGCUGGACCCCCUGCACUUUCCUCAGGCCACAGGCCCACGCGUGGUGGCUCUGUCCCAGCAGAGUGUGGCUGCAGCUGUACGCUCCCAGCAGCUGUCAGAGCAGUGGACUGUGGGAUAUACCCUGGAGCUGCUGCUGAUUGGUGGACUGCUGCCUGAAGCUGUAUGGCUGACAUUACGGCUGGGGGACUGGACUACUGCAGCUGCACUCAGCCUGGCUUACAGCAACUACUGCACAGAGAACUCACUGCUGAGCAGGCUGAGGUGGAAAGAGCUCCAUCUGCCCCCUGAGCUGCACCCUGGCCCCAUCUUUCAGGCCCAACUUGAGGCUCUGCUGGGUCCAGUUUCUGCUGCAGCCGCACAGGACAGGGACUCUCUCAGAAACCUGAAUGAUCCAGGGGAGGAGGGGGACGAGGAGCAGCUGCGUUUGUGUGUGCAGGAGCUGCUCAAGGCCUCUGUCAUGGCGACGGUGGAUGUUCUCUCGCGCCCCAUUGGUCAGCUGCUGGCGGUUGCCAAGGAGAUGUCCUCAGUUCUGGUGCCUCCAGUACCCAUAGGCUUCUAUCUCCCAGCCCCGCCCCUCUACUGCCCUCAGCCCGCCCCCUCCACACAGGAGCGCGGUGGAGAUGUGGGGCUGCAUGCGGAGCGCGCGUGUCGUCUGCGCGUGUCCGCGGUGGUGCGCAAAGCCCUGCUGCUGCUGCGGGCGGCUCGAUGCGCCCUGCCGACUGCGCAGUGGUACAUCGGCCGACUGCAGCGCUGCCGGAGGAACUACAGGAAGAUCCAAAAGUCUGCUGUGCCAAAAGAGGCCUUGUUGCCAGAGGGCUUGAAGAGAUUUCUCACUCGGUCCGGAUUCUUGAAGCCAGAGGCUGCCGGAGACCCUAUCAUAGUUCAAACCUUAACAUGCUUUAGGGAGCUGUGCGGGCUGCUCUGGAUGCUUCAUGUCCGAGACCAGCUCACUAUCUCCUGCAGGAGGUACCAGGCAGCAAGGAAUCGUGGGAGAGAUGCUGAGAGGGGCUCCUGUGCUGACCCCGGCCUGUGUGAGGAGGCGGUGCGAUGGGCCUGUCGGCUGCUACCCUUCUCCCGCUUCCUCUGUGCUGAGGAGCUGCUGCAGGACCUCCUGCUCAGCCUGCUGGCCCAGCUGCCACCCACAGCCAUGGUUGCAGAAGUGCUAGUGCGGGCCUUUCCUGAGGAAGAGCAGUCUGUUCGGGUGGCCCUGAGGGAGAAAUACUGUACCCUACUGCACACGCUCAGACCUAGCCCUGUGCUCCAGCCUACCAAAACACACGAUGCACAGACGGAUGCCAGACAGGAGCAAGAGGGGAGGCAACAGCCACUGAUGUCAGCUUUCCUGAAGAAGUGCCAAAAGCAACGUGCACGGUCCCUGUCCCGCGUGGCAAAACACAUGGCGCGGGUACAGCUAUACCUGUGGGAGCGGGAGGAGGGGGGCGAGGAGCGAGCCGACGUCCUCUCCGCUGGCCAGGAUCGCCUCUCCCUGGGGGCCAGCUGCAGCUUCAGCUCCCUGACUGAGACGACCGCGGCCACGCUGACCAGCAACACAGAAGCCAACCUCUACCCGGACCUGCAGGCUGACCCACACCACAGCUCUCUGAAGCGAAAGGUGCAGGAUGGGUCUGGAGAGGGGAAGAUACAGAACGCAGCCUCAUGCCCAGAGACUGACGCCAGCAAGCUGCCUGUGGUGGGAAGCUGGGAGUUUGAACUGGAGGAUGACGAGUACCCGCGCUUCCUGGAGCUCUUCCUCAGCUAUCUGCUGGAGCGCGGCGCAGGCAGGGGCGGCGAGGAGGCGGAGCUCCCUCUGAUUGGCUGCUUCUGGGAGCAACUGCAGGAGCGGGAGCUGCACUCGCUCGGCUUCGACGUGCUCACCACCUUCAAGCGGCGCCAGAGGGACCCGCGCGGGAAGAGCGUGGCGCGGACACGUGCCCGCACCGAUGUGCCCCAGCCACCCGUCUUCUGGGCCGGACGCUGCUUCCACGCCCAGCAGACUGACUCCCCCGAGCCCGAACGCCCUCCUUCAUCCGCAUCACGCCCCUCUCUCCCUGCCCAACCGUGCCCCCCCUCCCCAGGACUGUGGGCGGGGAAACAACAAAUGGGUGUGUCCUUAGAGCUUAGCCCCUCCCCUAGCUUCACCUCCUUUAAAACCUUCCCCUCCACCCCGUCCGUGGAGCUCCAGCAUGAGCUGGACUCGGACCUGGAGGCCCGCUUCCCCACACUGGGCCGUCUGCUGGUGUGGAUGUCCCGCUGGGCCGACCGCAGGGUGCUGCUGCGGAGGAUGGAGGAGCAGAGAGGAGCUGGGGGUCCGUCCAUCAGAGCCAAGGCCUCGGCCCCCGCUGUGCUCACCGCCCUCCUGCUGCUGGAGCGGCGCUACAGCCCCGCCCUGCUGGACGAGACCCACAUCAGGGUCCCUGAGGUAGAGUUGACUGUGGCUCCUGUGCUGCAGCUCCAGACCUGUACGGGGGAGAGAAAGCGGGAGAUGGAUGAGGAGAAGGAGAAAGAAAGACAGCGGGGGAGAGAGAGGGAGAGAGAGAGCAGCGUGGACACGGGCUACCCAGGCUCUGUGGGGACGCCCAUCACCCUGCCUGACAUGGACCUCCAGCAGCCACAGGCCUCUGAGGCCUGUGAGCUGCUGGAGCUGCAGUCUGAGAGCGAGGCCUCUAACCUGGGUUCUGUGACCUCUGACCCUGACAGCAUUGAGGCAGCACCUAAGCCUCCUGCACAAGGCAGCAGAAUGGCUGACGCCUACCUGUCUGAAGCAGAGCACAACUCAGUGGAGGAGUUGGCCUACCCCUCAGCCCAGAGUCCCUCCCCCAUGUCCACAUGGAAGAGUGGACCCCCAGGCCAGGGUCUAACACUUGCAGACCUGGAGUCCACAGAAAGUGCAGGAAAACCAGCAGCUGUCUCUCACCCUGAGGAGGAUUGUCUGUCUGACCACGGGUCUGCCGAGGCUGACGACAAAGCAGUGAACACCAGACCCAUCUGUAAGGCUGCCGGACCAGCCCCACCACAGCAGGCGGAGCUGUCCCUCCCUGGGGUGCAUCCACAACCAGCCCCACCACAGCAGGCAGAGCUGUCCCCCCCUGGGGUGCAUCCACAACCAGCCCCACCACAGCACGCAGAGCUGUCACCCCCUGGGGUGCAUCCACAACCAGCCCCACCACAGCACGCAGAGCUGUCCCCCCCUGGGGUGCAUCCACAACCAGGCCCUCUGGGGAACGGUCUGCCUCCCUGGAGCACGCACCCAGGGAUGCCCAACACAAACCCUGCUCCAGACUCGGCAAACGGCAAUCCUGUCACCCAGCUGGUACAAGACGAGCUCUUCCGCUUGGUGCAAUUGCAGCAAAUCAACUUCAUGAGUCUCAUGCAAGUAGUGGGGGCUUCCUUUGCAAACCUCCCCUUCUCCCAGGCCAGACUGCCAGUGCCACAGUCUGCUCCACCACCCCAGCUCAACCCUCCUUUUGCCCUCCCCAGCGCCUCUCUGCCCCAGUCCUCCCCUCUCCCCUCUCACCCCUACACUGCUCAGUCCCUCACGGUCUCACAGACCCCUCAGACCCAUGCUCCUCAGUCCCAACCAAGUUAUCCUCACACCCAACCUAAUCCUCCUUCUGGACCCCAGCUUGCUGCAGCUCCAUCCCAUGUCCCCUUACCCUCAGCUCUCCGUGAGCCAGCUCUCUCUGCUCAGGAGUCACGCCAGGACAACCAGCAUUAUCCACACAGCCUUCAGGGUAUGCAGCCAUUGACCAUCACCUCAGGCCCAGGGAAGAGCAGACCGUCUGCGUCCAUCUCUGCCUCCCAAGGUCUGCUCACCACAGUGGGCGCCUCUGUCACACCCACACUGCCCCCUAGUGGCAGCACACAGAACAUCCCCUCACUGAUUCCCCUGGAGAGGACCCAGUCCCGCCCAACGGGUCUCCGGCUCCUCCAGCUGCCUCCCCCCCAGCCAGCCCUCUUCCGCUCCCCUCUCCCUGGCCCUGUGAGGGAAGCAUGGGUACCCCAGCUCCCAAACCCCCACCAACCCCCUCCUCACAGAUGGCCUGAGAAGACUGUUUACACUCCAGAGGUCUCCAGGCAGGACCAAGGCCCCCGUCUCCUCCCCGUUCCCCAGCAUGCUGCUUCUGGUCGUGGGCUCCCUCUCCUGCAUCUCCGCCCCAGCUGCAGUCUUCCCGCCAGCCUCCCUCUGAUUCCCCAGCCAGCCCCAGCCCCAGCUUCCGCACCCCUCCCGAGCCCUGCAGGCAUGGGAACCUUCCCCAGGCUUCAGCUGCUGCAGAGGGGACCGGAUCCACCCAGCACAGGGCAUAGCAGUGUACCCCCCCUGCGUACUCCCCGUCUGAUCCCCCUGGAGGAGCUGCUGAGCUGGGCUGCUGGAGGGUCACAGGGCUCUCAGUCGGCCCCGCCACUGCUGAAGGCCUCCAUCCCCAGCCACAGCCACAGCCAGAGCCAACCAGUCUGCAGCACUCCCUCCACUCACAGGCAGAAGAGGAGGGUAGACAAGGAGAAAGAGAAGGAGAAACCCGAGAGGAGAGCGGAGGUGUCUUUCAGGCCUGAGGUCUCCAUCAUUCCUCCUGCAGAGCCUGAGAUGGCGGCUCCAGUUACAGGAGAUGGAUUUGUUUUGCCUCUGGGCUCAUGUGACUCCAUGCUGAGUGGGCAUCGGCUCCUGCAGGCUUCCAUCACCACCACUGCAGAGCUCCACGCCUUCGCCUCCACUCAGAAACGGCCCCCAGAGCUGCAGGACGCAGGCACCAACACAGAGUCAGCUCCUCCGUUUCUCAGAGAUAAAUCCACCUCUGCCCAGCAGUCUCCUCCUGCCCCCAGUGCAGCGCCACAGCCUGAGAGAGGCGACAUGCUACAUGCUGCAUGUCUGCCUCCUGAGCUUUUCCUGGACCUGCGGUUCCCUAAAGAAGAUGGCAGCCCACGCACCAACGGUUUUGCACAGGAUGUUGAGGGGAGACGGUUCAUUAAUGUCAUCGAUCUGGAGGAUGAAACUCUGCUCCAGGAGCUGCCCCCACGCCAGCCCCCUGCCACCACCGCGCCCUCUGCCACCACCGCGCCCCCCAGCCCACCCACCUCAGCACAGCUCCACCUACUGGCAGCCUCAGUGACCAACGCCACACACACCCCGCUGUUCCCGCCCUCACCACCCCAAGAGGGGCAGGCGAAGGAACAGGAGCCCGAGGAGUUGUUAGGAUAUGCCAGAGCCUGGGAGCCUGAAGAAGAGAACCCUUCACUCCGUGCCGCGCCCUCUGACCCCCCUGAGGGCCUCGCUGCGGCCCGUGCCCGUCAGGAGACUCCUUCUCCCGCGGUGCUGGCUGCAGUGGAGGAGAUCGGGGGAGACGCGCUCACGCGUAGCCUGUUAGACGCGCCGCUGUGGAGCCCUACCCUGCUGGCCCGCAGCCAAUCGUCUUCGUCUCAGGUGUCUGUCCGGCAGGUGUCCGCCCGCCUGUCCGAGAUGGACGCGCAGCUGGCUGCCUUGCAGAGCAUCGCUGACCACAUGGACCAGGAGUUCGCCAACACACGUCUGCUGGUGAGGACCAUAGACAAUCUGAGCCCCGGCUUCCUGACCCAUGCUGAGGAGCAGCCGCACUCAAGUCCAUUGGCAGUCACCCAAGCAGUGAAGAGUCUGGUGCGGGUGGCACGGCCUGCCCUGGAGCUGACAGAUGUGCUGGAGGAAGAAGAAGAGAUUCUAUCUGGCAGCCCAGCUGCUGUUAGUCGUCCAGCCACGAGGAGGCAGUCCACUCUUUCCUCACAUCGUGGCACCUCAAGGACCUCUGUCCACCGACAGCAUGCGCCCUCUCCCGCGAUCAUGGAGUUUUCAAUGUGGGAAACCAGCCAGGAUUUUACAGGAACUACAGAAGACCAGUCGGGGAGCAGACAGGCACAGGAUAGUCUGGGUCUGAGCAGUCUGAGCGGUCUGAGCGGUCUGAGCGAUGUGGCAGACAUCUUAAGAGAGCUGGUGCGGGAUGGAGACCUGUCCCCCACUGGUCUGGGUCUGUCCCACACCCAAGCAGCCAGGCUGAACAGGUCGUCACCAAGCCAGCAGCCCCCGCGGAGCCACCGGUCGGAGCAGGAGCGGCGUGAAGUGAGGGCCUGGAUGAGGAGGAAGCAGCGGGAGAGGCUGGUGGAGUACCGGCGCCAGAAAGAGGAGAGGAGGGCAGAGGAGCGCAGGCCCUUCGCCUCCGCUGCCCAGCAGAAACCAAGUUCCAGAGAUGUCAGCAUUAUUCAGAAGAUCAAAGAGGAAAAGGACAAGACAGCUCUACUGGAGCAUCAUACCCAGAGAGCUUCUGAGGCCUACAGCCUGAUGUCAGACCUGCUGACCACCCCACUUCCUGUACCCACUGUCAUGCCACGCCCGAAGUCCACAAGCCCUGCUUCAGCCAGGAUCAGCAUCAGGAGCAGGAGCCAGUCAGCUGGCAGGAAGAGCAGCCCUGGGGCGGCCCGCUCCCGCUCCUCUCCCUCUGCUGGCAGGACGGCGGUGCCACCCCAGAGACGCGUGGGCACCUCGCAGCAUGGGAGCCUCAGUAGCAGACUGGGGCUGCACAGACCUGCAAGUGUGCUGCCAGGAGAUCGGCUGUCCCAGGUGACACGUAGAGGCAUGUUGACCUACACUAAAGACAGAUCUGCAGCAUCCUUAAAAGAGACCCAGACAAGACCACUGAGUCAGUCUCCAGCUGGACGGAAGACAGAAAGAAACUGGAGGACAGAGGAGAGAGGGCGCAAACAACGAAGAGAGACUGGGGACGCUGAGGAGAGAGAGCUUCUGAGCCCAUGGGAACCCCCUCUGGAGAUUCGCAGAAUACUGGGGCUGGAUAUUCAAGACAAUGAGCCGGGGGUCAGAGGGACUGAGGAUGACCUGGAUGCCCUUGAGACUCUCUCAGAGAGCACUGGGAGUAUUAUGAGCAAACUUAACUGGGACGCCAUCGAGAAAAUGGUGGCCGGAGUGGAAGAGGAUGACUACUAGAUAUGAUGAGACUAAGACAUUUUUUGAGAAAUAUUAAUAUAUUUUUUGCUAUUUUUUACAUUUUGUUCGUAAAAAAUAAAUGUUGUUUGUAAACUGGUGUG